AUGCAGAUUAUCGUUUCUGGUGCCCUCCUGGCCCUGGCCGGGAUAGCCCAGGCCCAGGUAGCAGGCUAUGGACAAUCAGUGACCACUACCAAGGCCACCACGCUGACAACGACCUCCAAGUCCACGACGCAGACAACAACCGCGAGCGGGGCUGUUUGCACUGGACAAUUUAGUGCAAUUUCAGCUGCUGAUUUUGUGUCUCAUCUACAUCCCGGUUGGAAUCUGGGAAAUACCCUUGAUGCUGUUCCCGAUGAGGGAUCUUGGAAUAAUCUCCCAGCUGUGGCAUCGACAUUCGAUACCGUGAAGGCUGCCGGAUUCAAGAGUGUCCGACUCCCAGUCACCUGGGCUUAUCAUUUUACCGGAAGCUCACCGGAUUGGACCGUUGACCCAGCAUGGUUGCAGCGAGUCUCCGACGUGAUUGAUAUGAUUGUGGCCCGUGGACUCUACGUUAUCGUCGAUGUGCACCAUGAUUCAUGGGUUUGGGCUGAUAUUUCCCAAUCUGGAGCCAAUCUUACCAUGAUUGAAGAGAAAUUCUACAGACUCUGGUAUCAGAUUGGAACCAAGUUGGCCUGCAAAUCCAAUCUUGUUGCCUUUGAGCCUAUCAAUGAGCCUCCUUGCAAUACAGCAGCUGAUGGUGCCGAGCUCAACAAGCUGAACAAGAUCUUCCUCCAGGCUAUCAAUGACGCUGGUGGCUUCAACUCGCAAAGAGUUGUUACUCUAGUCGGAGGUGGCGAGGAUAGCAUAAAAACUGCAGACUGGUUUGUUGCACCCUCUGGGUUCUCGAAUCCAUAUGCUAUCCAGUUCCACUACUACAGUCCUUACGAAUUUAUCUUCAACGCUUGGGGAAAGACUAUUUGGGGCUCUGACAGUGACAAGGCUACUGUAAAGGCUGACUUCCAGAAUCUGCGUAACGCUUUCCCCAAUGUACCCAUCGUUCUGGGUGAAUACGAUGCUUCACCCACCAACACCGAGCCCGCUGCUCGAUGGAAGUACGUUGACUUCUUGAUCAAGACUGCAGCCAGUCUUGACAUCUCCUGUGUGCUGUGGGAUAACGGAUUGGACCACUUGGACCGAACCACCGCAGUCUGGCGUGACUCUAACUCACUCUCGAUCAUCACAAAGUCCACCGAGUCUACUGCAAACAGUUUGCCUGAUAGCACUGUGGAUGAUUAUGCAACCACUCAGUCCUCGUCGGCUUAUAUUUUCCAUCAGUAUGGAACCGCUGUGACUGCACAGACUCUUCCAUUCCUCUUCAACGGCAACACGCUCUCGUCAAUCAGUGACUCUACUGGUGCGAAGUUGUCUUCGGGUACAGACUAUUCUGUCUCGGGUGCAAACAUAAUCUUCACAGCUUCGUACUUAUCCAAGUAUCUUUCGUCCACGACAGCACCGGGUAUCGUCGCCACUCUAACCUUGAAGUUCUCCGGGGGAGACUCGUCCCCUACUAUCCAAAUUGUUCAAUGGAAGACUCCAACUCUGUCAUCAACAUCGGCAGUGGCGUCUGCUGUCUCUGGCUCUGACCUGUUGAUUCCAAUAACCUGGGGUGGAGUAAAAACUGUUGCUGCAGUAAAGGCUUUGACCAAGAGUGGAAAAUACCUGGUCGAUGACUGGACAUCAUACUUGGGUCCUAUCCAGCAAGCGAGAACUACCUACAGCAGCCAGUUUAACUGGGACGACUCCCAUGUGAUCCUCACUUCAUCUGCUAUUAGCUCUGUCAUCUCUGCUGGCGAAUCAGCCGUCUUCACCUUCGAGUUUUACCCGCGGGAUAAUGGUGCUGUGAAUGCCGUCAACUUUACUUUGACUGUCUGA
Molecule: messenger RNA, 1809 nt
Organism: Penicillium vulpinum
Lineage: Eukaryota; Fungi; Ascomycota; Eurotiomycetes; Eurotiales; Aspergillaceae
Product: putative extracellular endoglucanase
Exons: 6
Coding region: 1-1809 (602 amino acids)
Biological process (GO): glucan catabolic process
Cellular component (GO): cell surface; extracellular region
Molecular function (GO): beta-glucosidase activity
Source: RefSeq, a predicted model, not a curated record